AUGACCACGCCGCCCACGCCACCUCUUGCCGCCUACCCGGCCGCGCCGAUGCCCCUUCACCGGCCAGGGCGUCGCUGCUCCACCCCCUCGGCUCACGCCGCGCUUCCUCGUGCCCGGUCCUCAAGACGGCCCCGCCGCCGCCCUGUGGUGCCCAUCCGCCGGGUCCGCCCCGCCGGCCGCCCUCCCGACUCCCGGCGGGUGACCGCGACGGAGCCCCGCCCGUCUACCUUCCGCCGCACCGGCGCCGUCCCCGUCUACACCACUGCUGGGACCCUCCGCGCCCGUCUCUUCCCGGACCCGCCGUCGCUGCGCCUGGGCUUGCCACCGGGUCGCGCGGAGUACCCCCGCCCAGGCGCCACCGGCCCGGCGCCCCCACGCUACGCCAAGCCGGAGUUCGCCACGAUGAUGGCGUCGAGGACCCCCUCAACCGGCUCAACCAAGGCGAGCGCCUGGGGAUAG
This is a messenger RNA of Lolium perenne, 459 nucleotides long. NCBI's taxonomy places the organism in Eukaryota, Viridiplantae, Streptophyta, Magnoliopsida, Poales, Poaceae. The record is from RefSeq and is a predicted model, not a curated record.